Schizophyllum commune H4-8 is the source of this 1887-nucleotide messenger RNA. RefSeq lists its product as uncharacterized. NCBI's taxonomy places the organism in Eukaryota, Fungi, Basidiomycota, Agaricomycetes, Agaricales, Schizophyllaceae. The coding region runs from base 42 to 1823 and encodes 593 amino acids. The record is from RefSeq and is a predicted model, not a curated record. The transcript is spliced from 5 exons.
CUGGCAGUGGCUGUGCGGUCCUCCAUCUGCUUUCCACCAUCAUGUCGUUCGAUUCUCAGCAACCAUCCCCCCCACAGCUCUACGACGAUCUGGAAGGCCUCGAUGCGGAGGACGCGCGCGCAUGGGAAGCGUGCCCAUUGCGCCCACAGGCCCAGCGCGUAGACUAUCUGAUGGAAUAUUGGCGGCAGGCUCGCGACGGCAGCCGCUCUCAAGAGCUGUACAGUGAUCUGAAGGAUUAUCGGACGUUCGUGCCGUGUCCUUUGAGCCCGUUCACUCGACUGCGAGCCGUUCUUAUACGAAGAGAGUACGAGGCCGCUUGGAGCGAUUUGGAGGCAGCUUUCGUUGCUGGCAAACAAGACUUUAUAACGCAGGAGGGACAACUGCGUUACGCUGGUCCUCCGACUCCUGCGGCUGAUGCUCCGUUCAACUACGCGUUCGCCCUCACAGGUUAUCCGGGCAUCGGAAAGACCAUGUUCCUCGCCUUGGCGCUGUUACGAUGCCUCGAGAGACAUUGGACUGUAAUUCUACAGACAAGUCCCGCUAAGAUUUUCAUCUUCAACUCUGACGGCGUGUAUGCGAUACCAUCCCCGGUCGAACCGACCGAACUCGCGCAAGGGCUUCCUCGGUCAACUUGGUGUCUUGUCGACUCGAACACUGCCCUUGAAAGCGUGCCCCACCAUAUCCUGAUCCUCGAUCUCUUCCUCAUUCAGGCUACAUCUCCACGAAGCAACAGAACUUCGUGGUCGACAAAGCGGGACAUGUUUUAUCUCUACCUCAUCGAUCCCAUGCCUGUCGACGAGGCGCAAUUGGCGUUCCCCUUAAAGCGGGGCGCGGUGCGAUCGCAGGCAACCGAUCGCAUCAUACAAGAAUAUUAUGACCGAUAUGGGCCCUCUACGCGCCUCGCUUGCGCCGCCGGUUCAGCCAAGCCCGUCGAGCUUUGGGACAAACGUCCAGCCAGGCGACUCACAGAGGCUCUCACGGACCUCACUCUGCCGCAGCUCGAGAUGCUCGCGAAGCACUUCUCGCAAAUGCGCUUGGAUGAUGAUGUCUCAUCAGCCAUCCUCUUGGUUCGUCCUGGAGUCACGCGCGACGUGGUGCAAGUCGACUUCGUCUCCACACAUGUCCUCCUUCGUUGCUCAAACAGUCUGUCGCUAUCUCGAUUCGAGCUCCUACGACACUUCUACCGUCUCUUCGCUUCGAGUCCGAAAGCCAAAGCUGUAGCCGGCAACUUGUUGGAAGCGCACAUGGAUCAUCUACUGCCCAUGUCCUAUACGUGGUCGGUCACGAAAAGGGGGGACCCUGCCUGCGAGCCUGACAGUAGUACCAAAUAUCGAAUGGUCGUCUAUGGGGGCUCGACAGAUACCCUCCGUAUCGAGCUGGAUGAUGGCAGCACGCAGGGCCCAUGCAACGAGGUGCUUGCCAUUCAUGAAUAUCACUCAAGAGAGAGCAUCCAAUUGGAAGGGAAGUACUACAUGCCAAAAGCGCGGAACGAGCCCACGAUUGUCUCUUUCAUCUACAAUCCUACAACAAACACCAUCACCGCCUUCCAGAUCAGCGUCUUAGAUCAGCACUCAGUCGACACGGAAUAUUUUUCAUGGCUGAAGACGCUUCGUGGCGCGAGUGCAGAUGCACCAGCUAUCGACCUCGUUAUCAUUUCCUCUGACCCAACCGUCAGCCUUCCUCACAGAGACACCGCGACGAGCGUCAUACGGAGUAUGUAUGAUUUGUACCUUGAUGACCUCCCUGCACCAUGCGCGCGCUCAAAUGAGCCGCUACCUAAACGGCGACGUCUUGCUGACGCUGCAACACAGACGAUCGAGUAGGAUGAGUCAUGCAGGGCUGCCAGCAAGCAUGCAAGCGCUGUAGUAUCCCUAGAUUGUUGUGAAC